AUGGCAAGGUUUUCAAAUUUCUUUGUAUUGCUGCAGGUAUGGCUAUCGAUCUUUGCCACAGUGUGUGCCGCUGACUUUUACAAGCUGCUUGGAAUCUCCCGAAACGCGUCACCCAAGGAGAUCAAGAAAGCCUACCGUCAAAUGUCCUUAAAGUUCCACCCAGACAAGAACAAGGAGGAGGGAGCAGCAGAAAAGUUUUCGGAGAUUUCUAGAGCCUAUGAAGUUCUAAUGGAUGAGGAAAAGAAAGGAAUCUAUGACCGACAUGGGGAGGAAGGUCUGAAGCAACACGAACAACGCGGAGGAGGCGGCGGAGGAGGAGGAGGUUUUGAUGACUUUUUCUCUGGCUUUGGCUUUGAUCCCUUUGGACAGGGUCGUGGACGACGACAACAGGAUAAUCGCACUCCUUCUGUCGAACUGCCACUUGAAGUUACAUUGGAGGAGCUAUACAAGGGCACUACCUAUGAUGUUCAAUACGUUCGACAAGUACUCUGUCUCCGAUGGGAAAUGUGUAUGAAAUCAAUGCAAGAAUGUCAGGGUCCAGGAAUCAGACUUCGAAGACAGCAAAUUGCUCCAGGAUUCGUCCAACAAGUUCAGCAGCACGAUGAACGUUGUGUUGCUCCUGGAAAGAUGUGGCUCAACAAUUGUGCCGAAUGUCCUUCUAAAACAGAAACGGAAAAGAUUGAAUUGACCAUUGAUGUUACCAAGGGUAUGCGGCCAAACGAACAGAUUACAUUUGAAGGGGUUACAGAUGAAAAGCCAGGAUACAAACCAGGUGAUUUGAGUUUCGUCAUUAUGGAGAAGGAGCAUCCUGAAUACCAUCGUGAUGGGGACAACCUUUACAAGACGGUCGAAAUUCCAUUGGUACAAGCACUGACUGGAUUUUCAAUGACGUUGAAGAAAUUGGAUGGAGAACCCUUUGAUGUAUCCAUUAAUGAUGUGAUCGAAUCAGACCAAGUGGUUCGUGUCCCUGGAAAGGGUAUGCCACGACGCAGUGGAAGAGGAUUCGGUGAUCUUUACAUUACAUUUGAGGUGGACUUUCCUGACAAUCUAUCAGACGAUCAAAAGGCAGCCAUCAAGAAGGCCCUGGAUCCCGAGGGCAAGCACACUAUUGAAGGCGGUCACAGUGAACUGUAA
This is a messenger RNA of Cylindrotheca closterium, 1134 nucleotides long. NCBI's taxonomy places the organism in Eukaryota, Bacillariophyta, Bacillariophyceae, Bacillariales, Bacillariaceae. The record is from the annotation of a GenBank genome assembly.